This is a messenger RNA of Fundulus heteroclitus (mummichog), 3730 nucleotides long. It is a transcript of the gene spata20, whose product is annotated as spermatogenesis associated 20. The coding region runs from base 284 to 2752 and encodes 822 amino acids. The record is from RefSeq and is a predicted model, not a curated record. Gene Ontology annotation, biological process: carbohydrate metabolic process. NCBI's taxonomy places the organism in Eukaryota, Metazoa, Chordata, Actinopteri, Cyprinodontiformes, Fundulidae. The transcript has 16 exons.
CACCAAAUCCUAUGGGGUUCUGUGAGAGGAGGGAGUAGCAGGAUGGCGGCCAGUGAAUUCAGUUUUUCGGGUAAAUCAGAAAUCCAGUGAAUAAAUAGAGAUCAGUGGGCCAGACCCGGGAACACGCGCUUAGACUUCAAUGAAAUUAUUUGUCCUGGAGCGCCAUCUGGUGCCAAAUGAGGGUGAUGCAAUGGGUGACUUAUCCCAUGCCUGGAAGUUUGGGCUGCAGAGUGUCAACAAAGCGGCUAACAUUAGCGCGCUUAAGUAAUGCACUUAGUGGAUUAUGAUGUUGAGACAGGCAUGGCGCUGGUCGCUGGUUAGAAACACUCCUGCGGGGACUGCGCGCUCUGUGGCUGCGGCCUUUCUGCCAGCCGGCAGUCCACAGCGGAGCUCAGGUGGUCGCUCCAGGGGGUUCGAAGACAUUCCCCACCCACUGAGCGACAGCUCCCAGCGGCUCCUCCAACCACAGGCGGCCCGCUACUUCAGCCUGUCCGUGUCCAUGAGCAUGGCAUCGGGGGGCGACCAUCCUUCGUCCUCUCAUCACAAACACACCAACAGGUUGGCCCAAGAGCGAUCGCCCUAUCUGUUACAGCAUGCUCACAACCCUGUCGACUGGUAUCCAUGGGGACAGGAGGCCUUUGAAAAGGCAAAGAGGGAAGACAAACCCAUCUUCUUAUCAGUGGGCUAUUCGACGUGCCACUGGUGUCACGUUAUGGAGAGGGAGUCGUUCGAGGACGAGGAAAUUGGAAAAAUCCUGAGUGACAACUUUGUCUGCAUCAAACUAGACAGAGAAGAGAGACCCGACGUUGACAAGGUCUACAUGACGUUUGUACAGGCAACAAGCGGAGGUGGCGGCUGGCCCAUGAGUGUGUGGUUAACUCCAGACCUGCGACCUUUCAUCGGAGGCACCUACUUCCCCCCAAGAGACCAAGGAAGAAGACCCGGCUUCAAGACGGUUCUGAUGAGAAUCACUGAACAGUGGCAGAACAACCGAGCGGCUUUAGAGUCCAGCGGGGAAAGGAUCAUCGAUGCUCUAAAGAAAGGCACCACCAUCGCGGCAAACCCAGGAGAAAGCCCCCCCUUGGCCCCGGAUGUUGCUAAUCGCUGCUUCCAGCAGUUGGCCCAUUCCUAUGAGGAAGAGUACGGAGGCUUUCGAGAAGCUCCCAAGUUCCCCUCACCAGUGAACCUGAUGUUCCUCAUAUCCUACUGGUCGGUGAACCGCUGCACCUCAGAGGGGGUCGAGGCGCUCCAGAUGGCCAUGCACACACUGCGGAUGAUGGCUUUGGGAGGCAUCCAUGACCACGUCGCACAGGGUUUUCAUCGUUACUCCACAGACUCCUCGUGGCACGUUCCUCACUUUGAGAAGAUGCUGUACGACCAGGCUCAGCUGGCUGUGGCUUACAUAACUGCUUUUCAGGUAUCAGGUGAGCAGUUCUAUGCAGACGUGGCCAGGGACAUACUGCUCUACGUCUCCAGGGACCUGAGUGACAAGUCCGGAGGCUUCUACAGCGCCGAAGACGCCGACUCGGUCCCGGCAUCAGGGGGACAAGAAAAGCAAGAGGGGGCCUUCUGCGUCUGGACAGCCUCAGAAGUCAGGGAGCUCUUGGCAGACGUUGUAGAGGGCGCGGUGGGCGCUGCCACGCUCGCCGACAUCUUUAUGCACCACUAUGGAGUCAAGGAGCAAGGCAACGUUGCACCUGAACAGGACCCACACGGGGAGCUGCAGGGGAAGAAUGUGCUGAUCGUCCGUUAUUCAGUCGAGCUAACAGCUGCUCACUUUGGCCUCACGGUUGAGAAAGUCAACGAACUCAUGACCUCGGCCAGAGCCAGAAUGGCAGAGGUGAGGAAGAGUCGUCCGCGGCCCCACCUGGACACCAAGAUGCUGGCUUCCUGGAACGGCCUGAUGCUGUCCGCCUUCGCUCGGGUCGGGGCCGUGCUGGGAGACGAGGCGCUGCUGGAGAGAGCGGUGCGAGCGGGCGACUUCCUCAAGGAGCACCUGUGGGACCCCGAUCAGCAGAUCAUCCUCCGAUCUUGUUAUCGCGGAGACCAGAUGGAGGUGCAGCAGAUAUCUCCGCCUAUCCGCGGCUUCCUGGAUGACUACGCUUUCAUCGUCUGCGGCCUGCUGGACCUGUAUGAGGCCACGUUUCAAACGGAGUGGUUGCAGUGGGCCGAGGAGCUGCAGAUCAGGCAGGACAUGCUGUUCUGGGACGAGCAGGGAGGAGGCUACUUCUGCAGCGACCCCAGCGACGGCGCGGUCCUGCUGCGACUGAAAGAGGAUCAGGACGGAGCAGAACCCAGUGCUAACUCCGUCUCGGCCUCCAAUCUGCUGCGCCUGUCCCAGUACACCGGGAGACAAGACUGGCUCCAGAAGUCCCUGCAGCUGCUGGCAGCGUUCUCCGACCGGCUCACCCGGAUCCCUAUAGCUCUACCCGAGAUGGUCCGGGCUCUCAUGGCCCAGCACUACACUCUUCAGCAGAUUGUGAUCUGUGGCCAGAGGGAUGCUCCGGACACCGCGGGUCUUCUUGCAGCUGUCAAUUCCCUCUUUUUACCAUUUAAGGUUUUGAUGCACACUGAUGGCAGUCCAGAAAGCUUCCUAUGCCGACGUCUGCCCGCGCUGUCCUCCAUGACCCAGCUGGACGGUGCCGCCACGGCCUACGUGUGCCAGGACUUCACCUGCUCUCUGCCCGUCACAGAACCCCAGGAACUACGGCGGCUACUCCUGGACAGGACCCCGGUGCUGGGGACUGACUGACGUCUGAAGGACAGGCUGCGUCCCGCGGAUUUCUGCUGCUUUCUGCUGUUUUCUGACUUUACCCUCAGUGAAGACCUAAGCUUUAGAAAGUUCUGAGCUGCUUCGACUGGAGCUGGUGCUGAGCCUUGCAGAUAAAGUGACUAAAUGCUUCCCACAGGUUUUCUUCCAUGAUUCUCUCGUGUUUAGCUUCAUUCGUCUGACCAGCUUUCUCGUCCCUGCUGAGAAGAAGCAUCCCCACAGCAUCCUUGAAAUGUUGAGUUUCAAACAAAACCACGUACUUCACACAGUUAACCCUUUUAAAAAGGAAAUUGGUUGUACUUGAUUUUUAUUUAGCGGCAUCAGAGUAAAAGGGGGCUGAAUACAAAGGCUCAUCAGACUUUUAUAUAUAGAGAGUUUUUUAUUUGUAAAGCAUAGUUUGCCUUCCAGUUCAGUUGUGUGCUACUUUGUGCUGAUAUGUCGUAUAAAAUCCCAAUAAAAUGUGUUAAACAUUGUAAUGAAGACUUUUGCAAGGCGCCGUAUUAUGCAAACAUCCUCUCGACAGCCGUUGCAGAUGUGCAUCCCCAGCACGUUUUAUGCUCCAGUCUCUGCGUCAGCGCUCCUGUUAAAACGUGCAACACUUGUACAAAAUACUGAGGCUUGACUGUAAGACUAGAAAUAAAUGCCAGACCCCUAAUGAAACACCCUGACGUGAGCUGUGUAGGAAUUCAUUUGAGCCAUGCUAUUGUCCCUUUAUCCAGAUCUAAAGGUGGAAACCAGUGUGUUUUUUUGUUUGGUAGCCAAUAAAAAUAACUGUUUCGUGUACCAUUUUCUGUAAGUUAAUCAUAGCUCACAAGCAGCUCUUUGCCAGUAGCCACAUCACUAAUUUAAUGUUUUUUUUUUCUCCUGGCGAAGACAUAAAAGAAACCAGCAUGCAUAAAAAUUGUACUUCUUCUCUCUUUGUUUAUUUAAUAAACUAAUUUUCUCUCUUCGGAACUGUAA